AUGUCAUCUCUUGAGGUGUGCUGGCCAGUGCCAAUGCGAGCCAUCGGAGCGCAGAAUCUCCUCACUAUGCCUGGAGGUGUUUGUAUAGCAGGGUACCUCCACAAGAAGGGAGCCAGCCAGUUUAGUCUCCUGAGAUGGCCAUUACGGUACAUCAUCAUCCACAAGGGCUGUGUGUACUACUUUAAAAGUAGUACGUCUCCUGCACCACAGGGAGCAUUCUCUUUAAAUGGUUAUAAUAGAGUGAUGAGAGCAGCAGAAGAGACAACGUCUAACAAUGUUUUUCCAUUUAAGAUGAUCCACUUCAGCAAAAAACAUAGGACGUGGUAUUUUUCUGCAGCUAGUGAAGAUGAGAGAAGGAGAUGGAUGAGGUCCUUACGACGGGAAAUUGAUCAUUAUAAUGACAGGAAAGAGUCACAUAUUCCAAGUGACUCAGAUUCAGAUGCGGAGAGUUUUUAUGGGACCAUUGAGAAGCCUAUGGACAUUAAACACCCAAUCAAUAAUGCAGACAAUGAUUAUGUUGAAGACGAUGACGAUGAAGAUGAGGAAGAUUAUCUGAAGCCAGAUGGUGACUGUUUGCCAACAUCUACAGGUGAUACAGGUCGACCCACUGGACCUCCACCCUCUUACCCACCUCCUCCUGUUCCAGCGAUACCCCAGCAACAUCUAGGAUCUUGUGUAGCAAUCCAUAAAGGCCUGCCACCUCCAGUACCAUCACAUUGCAGAAACCUAACAGGCACAAAUCCCAAAAAACCCUUGCCCGCGAUACCUCCUCCCAUUCUGAAACGCCCAAACAAAAGUCCACCUCCUCCACCCCCCUUUUCCUCACAGCUGCAAAAUCACCCCUCUCCUUUCCCACCACCCCUUCCUCCCCCAAACUCACAGUGGCCUCCUAAAAGCAGGACACAAUCUGCAGUUGGGCCGGGGACUGGGAAUAGACGUUCGAGGCCUCCAUCAGCUGUAUCACUCCAAACCCCCGCCACGCUACCCAUCUGUAACCAACUAGAGACUAGGAUGAUUGUCACUGAAUUAGACCACUGCUCUCAUGAGGACGAAAAAGUUCCUAUCAAGAAUCACCUCACACAAACAAGCAAACUCCGCGGCAAGCCAAGCCAAUCAGUGACCACAGUUGAAAAUUUUGAAUCACCCAAUCACCCACCUCGAUCCCCUCUUCUUCAAACUGUACAUCAGAAUAGGAAUACCAAUUCAGCUAAAGUUCCACCAUCAGUAAAGCCUCCAGUGCCUGCACCUAAGCCAAGACAUCUGGGCACACUCCUUCAAAGAACAGAUCCAGAAGGUCAAAGUUUCCGUGCAUCAGGAGAAAGGUCUGCUAUGGAGUUCACAAAGAAACGAGACUUUACCACGUGCUCGGAAGGAUAUGAUCAAGAUUACGAUAAUAUGCAUCUCCCAGACUCUGUUUUCAUUGACUCAACGGAAACCAGCUUUGUGGAGAAAUUAUUUAAGGAGCGCUCCGUUCUCCUGCAAAAUGGACUUUAUGGCAUCAGAAACUCUGGAACCAAAACCUCCAAGGUGCUGGUGGUAUGGGAUGUAACCUUAGGCAAAGCUAGAAACUACAGGCUGUUUGAAGAGGGUGAACAGGUGUUUCUGGACUGUGAUGUGACCUUCCCCACUCUUUCAGCACUGAUCGAACACUACUAUAGCCAUCCACUUCCUCACCAGAGUUCCCUUUUCCUACAGAUGCCUUACUCAGAGAGCGUAAACAAACCAGGAGGUGUGACAGCCAGCCGACAAGCUAACCUGAACCGAGCAGCCGGCAAGCAAGUUACAGCUCGCCAUUCCCCUGCUGAGGCCAGGAAAGCUCAUUUGCCGGGGAAGCAGCUGGGGAAUGGCCGCCGGACAUACCGGCCGACAUCGGAGGAGUGCGUUAUUGCCCAAGCCCAACCCGAGGAUUGUGGUCUAUUGCUGGGCAGAGGGGCAAAGGAGGCUUGA
Molecule: messenger RNA, 1947 nt
Organism: Nerophis lumbriciformis (worm pipefish)
Lineage: Eukaryota; Metazoa; Chordata; Actinopteri; Syngnathiformes; Syngnathidae
Source: RefSeq, a predicted model, not a curated record